Hypanus sabinus (Atlantic stingray) is the source of this 1786-nucleotide messenger RNA. It is a transcript of the gene nipsnap2, whose product is annotated as nipsnap homolog 2. NCBI's taxonomy places the organism in Eukaryota, Metazoa, Chordata, Chondrichthyes, Myliobatiformes, Dasyatidae. The coding region runs from base 32 to 919 and encodes 295 amino acids. Gene Ontology annotation, cellular component: mitochondrion. The record is from RefSeq and is a predicted model, not a curated record. The transcript has 10 exons.
GUUGCGGGGUGAAUGUCACCUCCACGGCAAGAUGGCGGCUAGAGUUCUCCUGAGCGUUGUAACCGGUGCCAGGAGGGCUGCAGCCCGGCCUCGAAGCGAGCACCGCGUUUUAUCUUUAGAUGCCGGCACCGCCACGUUAACUCUAACCAGGGCAUUGUCUGCAACUUCAUUCAACAACAGGGAGGAUAGCUGGUUUAAAUCGCUGUUUGUCAGAAAGGUGGAUCCACGCAAAGAUGCUCAUUCAAAUUUGCUAGCUAAAAAAGAAACAAGCAGCCUAUACAAAAUUCAAUUUCACAGUGUAAAACCAGAAUCCCUAGAGGCUUACAACAAGCUUUGCAUAGAUGUAUUACCGAAGAUUCACAAAGAUGACAAAUACCCUUGUGAGCUCGUAGGGACAUGGAAUACAUGGUACGGAGAGCAGGAUCAAGCUGUCCAUCUGUGGAAAUACAGUGGAGGUUACCCUGCACUUACAGAGGUGAUGAAUAAACUGAGGCAAAACAAGGAGUUCAUGGAAUUUAGGAAGGAAAGGGGACAAAUGCUACAUUCCCGAAAAAACCAAUUGCUUUUAGAGUUCAGUUUCUGGAAUGAACCUUUGCCCAGGACAGGACCCAAUAUUUAUGAACUCAGAUCAUACCAGCUCAGGCCAGGAACAAUGAUUGAAUGGGGUAAUAACUGGGCUCGUGCCAUUCGAUUUCGACAAGAGAACAAUGAAGCAGUUGGUGGCUUCUUCUCGCAGAUUGGUGAACUGUAUACAGUGCAUCACCUAUGGGCUUAUAAAGAUUUGCAGUCAAGAGAUGAAACACGAAAUUCAGCAUGGCAGAAACCUGGCUGGGAUGAAUGUGUAUACUACACAGUGCCACUCAUUCAGCGGAUGGAUUCCAGGAUUAUGAUCCCACUGAAAAUUUCACCACUUCAGUAGAGCUCAACUAGGAACAUCUUGCAAGAAAGUUAAUAAGUUGUGUUUUGUCUUAAUAUAUGAGGGAAGAAUGAGCUUGUCAAGAUUCAAAAGCAUAUUUUAACUUCUGGACCUUUUAUCAAAUUUACAGAAAUAUUUCUGAAGCUAACUCUGUUACCAACGGUAAUAUUUUAUUUCCAAAGCACUAAAAUUACACUGUUAGGUGUUUAAAAUCUUGAAUGCUUACCAUAUAUUUUAUUGUCUUAUUUCAGUUUUGCUGCACUCCUUUACCUUCGGACAGUUUCAUUAAUGUUGGUGUGGUUUUUUUUAUCUCAUCUGUUCCACUUAUUUUACUUAGUGGAAUAGUUUUUGAAAAGUGUAAAUUUAAGGUAUUAAUUCAAUCUUGUGUUCCAUUGUGCAACAUGGACAAAUUAUGCCUGAUUCUUGGAAAAAAUAAGCAAAGUUCCCAGCCCAAAACACUGAUCCCCAUUCAGUAAGAUCUCAGAACAUCACAAUUUUUAACUCUUAGUUAGGGAAUUACUUUUUAAAUCAAAAUUAGUUUUUGUGAAGAAAGAAUAGUACACCUGCUGUUUACCUGAUACAAAUUCAACAUAAAAUGUUAUAGUAGAUUAUUUUUGGGUUGCUUUCUACUGCUGUAGGUGGUGCAUGUUAAAUCACUGUACAAAAUUUAAGCUUACAAUGUCAUUUUUUUAAACUGGUUUUGUCGUGUGCUUAUUUUUUUAAAUAGCACUAUUAUGUAUAGUUUUUGGGAUUUACAAUAAUUAAGGUAAAUCUAAUUAAUGAAAGGAGUGAGUUUCGAGGUCAUUGAUCAACAGUCAGGCUACAACAGCCAAUACACUCUUAAGACUAUAAUAAACUUGAUUUAUGAUA